GUUAUCUAUAUAUUACAAUAUCUAGGGUUUCUCAUCCGCCUAGUGCAGUUGCAGUAGCCGCAGUUGGAGUAGCACCAGUUGGGGAAGAAGAGAAUGUCUCACAGGAAAUUUGAGCACCCAAGGCACGGUUCCCUUGGAUUUCUUCCAAGGAAAAGAGCAGCUCGUCACCGCGGAAAAGUGAAGGCUUUUCCCAAGGAUGACGCCAGCAAGCCAUGCAGGUUGACUGCCUUUUUGGGUUACAAGGCUGGAAUGACACACAUUGUCAGAGAGGUCGAGAAGCCAGGAUCUAAACUUCACAAGAAGGAAACAUGUGAGCCUGUGACCAUCAUUGAGACUCCUCCAAUGGUAAUUGUUGGUGUUGUUGGAUAUGUGAAGACCCCACGUGGUCUCCGCACUCUGGGCACUGUAUGGGCACAGCAUUUGAGUGAGGAAUUAAGGAGGAGAUUCUAUAAGAACUGGUGCAAGUCAAAGAAGAAGGCUUUCACUAAAUACUCGAAGCAAUAUGAAACUGAUGAGGGAAAGAAGAGCAUCCAGGAGAAGCUUGAGAAGCUUAAGAAAUAUGCAUCUGUGAUCCGUGUCUUGGCCCAUACUCAGAUUACCAAGAUGAAGGGAUUGAAGCAAAAGAAAGCACACAUGAUGGAGAUCCAGGUCAAUGGUGGUACAAUUGCUCAGAAGGUGGACUAUGCAUAUGGGUUCUUUGAGAAGCAAGUUCCAGUAGAAGCUGUAUUCCAGAAGGAUGAGAUGAUUGACCUUAUCGGUGUGACCAAGGGUAAAGGUUAUGAAGGUGUCGUCACUCGUUGGGGUGUUACUCGUUUGCCCCGUAAGACUCACAGGGGUCUUAGGAAGGUGGCUUGUAUCGGUGCUUGGCAUCCUGCCAGAGUGUCGUUCACUGUUGCCAGGGCUGGUCAGAAUGGUUAUCACCACCGAACUGAAAUGAACAAAAAGAUCUACAGAGUUGGAAAGACAGGACAGGAAACACAUACCGCUAUCACUGAAUUUGACAGGACUGAGAAGGAAAUUACUCCAAUGGGUGGGUUCCCUCACUACGGUAUUGUUAAGAGUGACUACUUGAUGAUCAAGGGAGGCUGUGUUGGACCCAAGAAGAGGGUGAUUACCCUUCGUCAAUCUCUUCUCAAACAAACUUCCCGUGUGGCUCUUGAAGAGAUCAAACUUAAGUUCAUUGAUACAUCCUCCAAGUUUGGUCAUGGACGUUUCCAGACUACCCAGGAGAAACAGAAGUUCUAUGGUCGUGUCAAGGCCUAAGUUUAUUAUAUCUACCAUCCUGGUUCUGGUCAUUUUAUAUCGUCCGUGAAUUUUUGUUCUUUAUUUCUGUUGUUUUAGGAUUUCGAGUAGCUGAGGUGUUUUGUUACUGAAACUUAAAUUUUGAACUAUAGCUUUCUAGUAAUCGAACAUGAUUUCUCUUGCUACCGUGUUGAAAUUUCAUUUAUUAUUGUUCUUGUUA
Molecule: messenger RNA, 1462 nt
Organism: Cucurbita moschata (crookneck pumpkin)
Lineage: Eukaryota; Viridiplantae; Streptophyta; Magnoliopsida; Cucurbitales; Cucurbitaceae
Product: 60S ribosomal protein L3
Exons: 6
Coding region: 94-1263 (389 amino acids)
Biological process (GO): translation; ribosomal large subunit assembly
Cellular component (GO): ribosome; cytosolic large ribosomal subunit
Molecular function (GO): RNA binding; structural constituent of ribosome
Source: RefSeq, a predicted model, not a curated record